UAGUAAGGUUGGAGGCCACGAGGGCUGACCGGGUCCAUAAUACAGUAUCUAGACCAGUUUAUGAGACAUGAAGAUAUCAACCCUCAUAGAAGAAUUAAGUGGGAAGCUUCCUGUAGCAGCUUUAGAUGAAUUCAACACCAGUGUCGAAGAGAAGGGUGAUGCUCAAGGUGUCAUCCAUAGGUUUCUUCUUGCAUCAAAAAACUGUGAUGAAAUUCUUGAUCUGCUAUUGGUGGAUAAGCGCACUGGUAGUGAGCUUACAACAGUUUUCACAGCACUUGGCCAUAUUCUCUUUAAUAUUGCUGGUGAACUGAAGGAUUUCAGCAGUGUUGGUCUGCACAUCACCCGGCAAUUAUUGCACAAUCAUGAUGCAUUUAUAUAUAAACUCUUGACUCCAACCAGUACCAAUAAGGCUUGCAAGGCUGUGCUUCGCUGUCUUACAGGAAUGGUGAUGGUUGGUGGAGAAGCAGCCAAUGAGGUAUUACUGACUUUGGAUUGGCAUCUAAUCAAUAUUUCUAUUCUUGUGAGUCGCCAGAGCAUGAGAGAUGUUCGUGAUGUUCGUGCUUGGUGCAUUUACCUAUUUCUCGCUUUCCUCAAUGUCUCGGACGAACCACUUGUCAUCAAGCAGUUUCUUCAGAAAAAAGAUCUUUUAUCUGCAAUUUUUCCUGGUCUAAUGUGGGACCCUUGUGAACGUGUCAUCAACGUAUUGAAGGUCAUGCAUGAAUCAGUGUUGCUGAAUCCUGAUAUAUCAAAGACAAUGAAAGUAAAUUUAUUCACACCCGCCACAGCCAAAUCUCUCUUAGACUUGUACAAUUGGAUGGGACCACUUGGGAAACUGGCUAAAGGUGGGAGUGUGCAGGAUAUGGACAUUCACAUUGGGGGAAACUUACAGAAAGAAAGAGCUCAGAUCAUAGAGGUGUUGCAUAAGUUUUUGUAUUCACUGUGCUGUUCUACAAAGCAUGGAAUUCUUUUCCAAGAAAAACUUCAGGAAGGCCGAAUCCAAUCAAAUAAUUGGUGUCUCUAUAAGAUAGUAUCUAACUUGAAGACACCUUGGAAAAGUCCAGAGCAGUCUGAACUUAUAAGUGGUGUUUUAGGUGCUUGCCCUGAUCUUCUACAGGCAUAUCUUAAAACUCUCAAGGAUUUCCUUACUCCAAGACCAACAAAAUCAUUUAUUUCUCUUAUUAACAUGUUAACUCAAAUUAUUGAACAACAGAAGCCAUGGAAAAAGUUGGACACAAGAGGAAUUGCAGGAGUGUUUUCAUGUCUUUUACCACGACCUCUAGAUGUUAAAUUUUUCCAGUCAUUAGUGGGAUCUUGUUACAAAUCAAUAAGACAUUGUGGAUUAAUGCUUGUAUUUGCUAUUCUUUCCAAAAUUCAAGAAUCUAUAGAUAAUAUAAUGAAGAAUGAGGCAUAUUCUCAGGAAGUCAAAGAGCAAACUCGGAGAAAGUUGGUAAAUUCAGUUUUCAGGGUUCAGGGGUCGGUGAAGGAUAUUGUUCAAUGCUGGAAUGUUGCAACAGGUCAAGAGGCAGCAUCCAUUCAAGAUGAUGAAAAGAAUGUACUUCAAGAGGACACUGCUGAUCCAGUAGCAACUAUUACCGAACUCCUCACAAUUGCCAAGGUUUUGACUGUUUACACCCAACUACUACCUAAACAAACUUUCCAAGAACUCAUCAGUCCUCUAGAGAUGUUGCAGACUGUAAGAGUCUUACCAACUGAAGGCAGUGAUAGUGUAAAAAACACUAAAGACAAGUUAGAGCUGCAAAUGCUGUGCUUAGGCAUCAUUGCUGGUAGUAAACAAAGCCAAGAAGUUGCAGUGGACAGCUCACUGAGGUUGGGUGAUCAGAACCAACAAAUAGAGAAAAGCAUUAUAUUUCAGUUGAUAAGUACCUAUGCUCAGUCAAAGAGAGAGUUUAUGGCAACAGAAGGUGAGUCAGCAGUGCUCUCUGUAGGAGAUAGAUGCCUGGAGAUUUUAUCAAAUUUCCUUGCACAGACAGGACUAUCCUUUCAUUAUGACGGCAAUAUCAAAUUUUGGUUGAGACACAUUAGUGGCAGCAGUAUAGUAAAAUUGUCUUCUUUCUUAACUCAGAUUAUCCAGAAAACUGUCUCCUCCCUUAGUCACUAUACAGAUCAUCUUGUGGAGAUAGGAAACAAGAACCAGUUGAAUACCAGCAUUGAUGGCCAAGUUUCUUCCUUCGUAACAGAAUUAGGCACCAUGGAAGUCACUGAUAAUGAAGAUGUAUCUGCACUCUCCAUAUCCUUCCCAUUCUCCCGAUUGGUUCUUGCUACAAUUGAUCUCCUUGAAAGUUAUCUUGAUUCAGAAUACAUCCAGUAUUUCUCUAAUGUAAUUGAGGAUUAUCUUCUGUCCCUGAGUGAUCCAGGAUUCUUAGCGGAUAUACUAUUACAAAAUGAAAAUAUUCUGACAACAGACUUGAAAAAUUAUCUCAAAUGUAUGUUCAAAAAAUCAGAAACAGUGGUACAUGGGCCUCCAAGUACUUUUGAAAAUGCAAACCUUUCCGAGAUUCUUAAAUAUUUGUUUUUGACUCGUGAUUGGUCAUCAGUGAAGACAAUGCUAGAAGGACACAGGCUUAAAGAGUUGAUGGACAAAACUGACCUCGAUUUGGUUGUCUUGCAGCUUCUACUCUACUUGUAUCUUGACUCAUGUUCAGAGAAGAAUGGAGACAAUCUUAUAGAAAAAUACAUUGGAAUAUUAAAGUGUAUGUGCACUAUUAUUGAGGAAGACAGUGAUAAAAAUUUUAAACAAGUAAUCCAAGCAGUUUUGGAUCACCCCAGAAUAUUAGCAAACUACAAACCAUUUUCUCUUAAAAAGUCUCCCAUCACUGAAUUAGCCCAGGAGUUUAUUGAGUUAGUGCUAGAAAAGCAUCCUUCCCUUGCUCCCAAAACAUGUUCGUAUUUUGAAAAAAUAUUGAGAGAGAUAAAGAUACCAGUAAACAACAGGGAUAUUGAAGUUGAAUUUUGGAAGCCAGUGGCACCAUUCAUAACAUUAAAGAACACAGUUGCGAGCUAUGAAGCAGUUGAGCAGUUGUUAAUAAUUUGUCUGAAAGAUCCAUGUCAUUUAUCGCAUUCUCAGGAUAUUUUAGUUCUUGAGCUAGUAAAACUACUUUUGAAAGUAACAAGUGCUAAAAGGAUGCCUACAACUCAAUCAGUACAACUCUUGCUCACAAGCUAUAUAGAAUGGUGUAGGACUGCAGAAGAAAAUGAGACACUGGAAGCAAUUAUGAAGCAUAUGGAGCAACUCCUUACUCGAAUCACAAGUGAAGAAGUAGCUGCACACCUUACUACAGAUGACAUAAAAUGCCUAGUACGUGCUCGCACACCCUGCGUUGAUCUCUGCUGUCAGUUGAUGAAGCUGCAUCCUUCACAUGGCACAACACUUGUUAAACAUCUUAAAUCACAUCGGGCAGUUCUACCAUCUCAAGCCCCCCUCUUGGCAUUACUUUUAGACCAAGAUGAAACUAUGGCUACUGCAGAGUUAGCUCUUGCUAAGGUGUCUCGGAAAAUUAAAUUAUGGGCCCUUGAUAUAGAUGGUGAUGAUGAUGCAACUAGCAUACUCUUUGCCCUUGCUCUAAAAAAGAACCUAAUAGAUGAUGACUCUUUGUCUGAGAUAUGCUGCCAGCUGUAUGAAAAAAUGGUCACUCAGAAACAUCCUCCACCCAAGAAGUUUCUCUCUUUGGUGCCAGUUUUUCACAAGUUAUCCAACUCUGGGCCAGUACUGCCUAAAUUUGAUCUACCAGAAGAGGACUUGGCUUUGCUAAACAUCUGCUUAUGUUUCAUUCGAAGCACUUAUCAGAAAGAACUUCAAAAUACAAACCAGUUGCUGAAUGUUUCAAAUAUCAUAAAGGAAAUUCUUCCCAAACUUGGGCAGUCAUCCUACACUACCUUGGCACCCACCAAAAUAUGGUCAUCUUUUGUGAAACAAGUACUACGUAAUGGUCUCAGUGAUCAGAGUGUGGGGCCUGAUCUGAUACACACUUUGAACCUGUUGUGUGCAAAUUUAUAUAAAAAAGUCAGCCAAGGAAGAUAUGGAGAAGACAGUAGUCUACCUGUAACUACCCUUUACCAAAUGAUCAUGGCACACUCCCAGUAUCUCACACUCAUGUUCAAUAGAGCAGAAGAAUGGGGAAGGCUUAAAGAGGAAGUAGUCGCCUUGCAGCAAACUCUGGUUGACUGUGAAGAGACGGUCUGCCAGGAGAACCAUAUUCCCAUCUUAUUAGGAGCUUAUGGGGCUUCCAUGUCUGCAGUGGACCAACGCAUUUUGAAGCUGCUACACACCUAUGAGGGAAAAGGAUACAUGAAUGAUUAUCAACCGAUAUUGUGGGGUGAUACAGCUGUGGCUCACUUUGGUGUGCACUCCUCAAGCAUUGGCCUCGUCAGGGACCCUAAGCCAGAAGAAAUACUAAACCUGUUGAACAUGGACAAAAUUAUGCAGACUUGUUAUAAAUUUAAUACCAGACUACCAUUAGAACCAGGGGAGGUUCAGAAAGAAGACCCAUCCAUAUAUGACAUACGUUUCCUCAUACCUCUGAUGUUAUUCUUGGCUGAUGGAGACAAGUUGUACGAUAUUGAUUAUGCUGAGUGUGGGGCAGUAGCCCUGGGCUUUAUAGCAAUGACGUCACAUGAACGAGAAGUUUGGGGUUCUGGUGCUGCUCUUCUGAGAUGCAUGGUAGAAAAAAUGGAAGUGUCCAGGCAUCGUCGAUUAAAGUUACCGUGGUUAUGGCUGGUGGGAGUAGUCAGCUUUGCAUUUGGGGGUAAACAGCGGCGCCUUCCCGCUCUAACAACUCAUUUCCUCAUUCGAGCAUCUCAGCUUCUCUCACAGCCUGACCACCCCAUGUACCAGCCAGUACUCAACUAUCUCUUCAUCAGACCUGCUUUUGAAUUGUAUUAUGUCCCAGAGUUAUAUGAAUUCUAUAACUCAGAUCAUAUAACUGAUAAUAGGUUACAUAGAUCAUUCCUCUUAACAACACUUUCUACUGGUAUUCGACAGAUUCUAGAUUACAGGAUUUGUCAGAAAACCUACACCAAUACCUUGAUGAUAGCCAUGCUUCAGGCUCCCUCGGUGGAUAAUGAACUUCGAGUGCAGGUUCUUGAAGUAUUAGAAGCUAUAGUUCGCAUCCAUCUUGGGGCUGUGGAACUAGUAAGGAAUCAGAAUUUGUUGACUGUGUUACCACUGGUAGCCUUACCGGUAAACACUGCUGCUCCCAAGAGUGAUGCUUCCUCAAGAGUAACCACAUCUGGUAACCCCAUAAUUUUGGCAGCAGUUCUGAAUGUCCUAUCAGCUUUGUGGUCUACUGUCAUUGACAGCAUCACAAGGAAAGAUAUUACUGCCAAUUAUCCUGCUGAAGAUGAAGAAAACGAACCUCAAGAACCUGAAUGUGAAGAUGACCGCAAAAGAAAAAGAGUUCAUGAAGAUGGCUCCAAAUAUAGGAAGAAAAUGAAGAAGGAUUAUACUGACAAUGAUUCUCAGGCUGAUGAGCCUCGGAAAAAGAUGCUUCCCCCCUUGUUUAUUCAUGAAUUUUUAAAUUGCUUGUCCCUCCUGACACCUACUGUUAUUUCAUAUGCUUCACUAGCUACUACGACACAACAUCUUGUGCUCCUUGCAGACUAUGUGCAAUAUGUAGAUACAAUUGCUGAAAUAAUAGACAAAAAGGACAAAUUUCGUUCUGUAGCUUUAGCUCCUGAAGUAAUUAAACAAAAGGUUUUUGAUAACAUCGGAUGGGACCUUUUAUAUGAUCGUCUUCAGGAACGGCUGAGUGACGAUGAUGAGAUUAAAUUGCUUGGCAGUAAGGCGAUAAGUAUGCGGGAAAAGUGGCUAAGUGAACCUCUCGCAAAGUAUCUUCAGAAGAAAGAAAAGGCUGUGUCACUGGAUAAAGACAAAGAUGAGCCACUUCAGAACUUAAGAAAUGCAGCCAUAAAACUUUUAAGUGUAUUGGGAAAAUAACUAUAAAUGAACUACAGGUUAGUUGUUAAUAUUGUAAGCAUAUUUGUUAUAUUCAUUUGAAAAAAAAGAUACUAUAUGUAAUUGUAAAUACUGUCAACUAAAUAUGAUCCUCAGAAUUCCUUAAGUCUCAGAAAUUAUGUACAGUAUGUCCAAGACAUAAUUUUGAUAAUAAAGAUUUUUGUUUUA
This is a messenger RNA of Homarus americanus (American lobster), 6139 nucleotides long. RefSeq names its product nucleolar pre-ribosomal-associated protein 1-like. The record is from RefSeq and is a predicted model, not a curated record. Gene Ontology annotation, cellular component: nucleolus. The transcript has 15 exons. Bases 68 to 5953 code for a protein of 1961 amino acids. Gene Ontology annotation, biological process: maturation of LSU-rRNA from tricistronic rRNA transcript (SSU-rRNA, 5.8S rRNA, LSU-rRNA); maturation of 5.8S rRNA from tricistronic rRNA transcript (SSU-rRNA, 5.8S rRNA, LSU-rRNA). NCBI's taxonomy places the organism in Eukaryota, Metazoa, Arthropoda, Malacostraca, Decapoda, Nephropidae.